GAGAAAAUUUUGAUUCAGAAGGAGGCAAAAACUGAAAGCUUUAAAUAUUCUUAAAUAAGAAAAUCAAUAUUUCUCAAUGUUUUCUCACCCCACACCCUCCCCCACACCCUAAAGUUAUUUUGCGCCAACUGUACAGUUGGUAUUUGUAAGCGGUAUUCCCAAAAAAUUCAAGAUGGCGACUGGCGGGAAGGUUGAUAUUUCUCAACUUCGCAAUCUUGUUCGUCAAUACAUAGACAUGCAUUUGUACAAAACAGCUUUGUUUUGGGCAGACAAAGCCGUUUCGUUGUCCAGUGGUGACAUCCAAGAUGUGUACUGGUUUGCACAGGCUCUGUUUCUGACCGGGCAAUUCCAAAGAGCUGCCCAUGUAUUGAAAAGUCGAGGCGUUGUUCAAACGACUCCAGCAUGCCGCUACUUGGCCGCCAAGUGUCAUGCAGAAUGCAAACAGUGGCAAGAGGCGAAAGAAAUUCUGGAAAUGGAACAGAAAGAGUCGGCAGACAAGGAUCUUCCCGCAGAGGUGUGUUUUGUCGGCAGCACCAAGAAACUAGAAAGUGCAGUUUGUUUAUUGAAAGGAGUUGUGUACGAGGCGAUGGAUAACCGCGCUUUGGCUACAGAUUGUUACAAGGAUGCCCUCAGGAACGACGUGCACUGUUUUGAAGCGUUUGAUCUGCUUGUCUCUCAUCACAUGCUGACGGACAAGGAAGAGAGGGAGCUGUUGGUUUCUCUUCCUUUCUCCGAGCAAUGUAUGCCUGAAGAAGUUGAUUUGUUGAAAUUUUUGUAUGAGAGCAAGAUGAAGAAGUACUGCAAACCAGUCGACCCCAAGCUUCCUCCUGGUUUAGAAAGCCUCAACGAUAACCUGGAUAUUGUUGCUGGAAUGGCAGAGCGGCACUUCUACAACUGUAGUUAUCAUCUUUCACAUAAGAUGACAUCAGCUGUUCUAUCUUCAGAUCCAUACCACGAGGCUUGUCUACCCAUUCAUAUUACAUGCCUGGUGGAGUUGAAGAAAACAAAUGAGCUGUUUUCAUUGGGUCAUAAGCUAGUUGAUAACUAUCCACACAAGGCAGUGGCCUGGUAUGCCGUUGGUUGUUAUUACUACGUCAUUGAAAAGUAUGAACAAGCGCGGAGGUAUUUCAGUAAAGCGACAAGUUUGGAACGAGUUUAUGGCCCAGCGUGGCUUGCAUUUGGUCAUGCCUUUGCUGCAGAGGGAGAGCAUGACCAAGCAAUGACGGCAUACUUCACAGCAUCCAAACUGAUGCCUCGGUGCCACUUGCCGCUCCUCUACAUUGGCCUAGAGUAUGGAAAAACCAACAAUGCUAAAUUGGCUGAAAGGUUUUUUGUGCAGGCCUUAGUUCUCUCACCAGACGACCCUUUUGUGAAGCAAGAAAUGGGCAUGAUUGCUUUCCAAAAUGGAGAUUACAUGCAGGCUGAAAAGUAUUUCAAGGAAGCCCUCCAGAAAGCACAGAUCACAAGUGGAGAAGUCCUUUCGGAAACAUGGGAAACCCUGCUUAGUAAUCUUGGCCAUGCUUGCCGUAAACUGGGAAGAUACCAGGAAGCACUGCGGUACCACAAACAGGCUCUUGUUCUUGUUCCAAACAAAGCAUCCACCUUCUCAGCUCUCGGGUUUGUAAACAGCCUCCUUGGAAACCAUCACGAAGCCAUAGGCUACUUCCAUAAGGCCUUGGGCAUUCAGCGAGAGGACACAUUCAGUGUCCACAUGCUUGGUGAAACUCUUGAGCAGCUUACCUUGGAGGUGUACACAGAGGUAAAAGAGGACAAUGACACAAGCAUGGAAAUGGAUGAGAGAUCGGAUGAAGAAAGCGACUGAACCAGAGUAGACCCUUUUUUAUGAGAACUACAGAGAACAAGCACACACAGGUCACAAAAAAUUUGAUGACGUAAACAUCAUAUUGUACAUUAACAAGUUACAAGGCUUCUUUGGUUCUAUGCAUUUUCAUAAAAUGUUGAUCACCUAAUAAAAUUAUAGUUGUUGGAUCCAGAUAGCUCAGAAAAUUUAAUGUAGAGCAGAGGUUAGCUGAAAGGCUCAGAAGUCUUGGAUCCUUGCAUCAAAAUAACAAAAUACUAUAAUCAAAAAUUGCAACUAUACAUGUAGAAUAAAAACUUCACAUGAAAGGAAAGAAAUUUACUCUUGAAGGUUACAACUGAAGAUAGAAAAGGGCACAGAGAGAAUUAUUGGCCCCUUUGACAUAAAAUUCUUAGAGAAAUAAACUUUUUACCAGGAAAGAAGCUCACUAUUUGGUAUAAUCUGACAACUGCCAAUGUUUGCCAAGAAUGUUUGCUCACAAAAAAUCACCAUGGAAAUGAGUUGACUUGUACAAGCUUAGGGGUGAGAAGAUUGGACAGGAAAAGCAUAUUAUAAGGUCUUAGGAUACCCACCAAGAGCAGGAAGUUCACUUUAAAUUGACCAAAAUCCAACUAUAAUAACUGUUUUGUGUAA
Orbicella faveolata is the source of this 2452-nucleotide messenger RNA. Its product is annotated as cell division cycle protein 16 homolog. NCBI's taxonomy places the organism in Eukaryota, Metazoa, Cnidaria, Anthozoa, Scleractinia, Merulinidae. The record is from RefSeq and is a predicted model, not a curated record. Gene Ontology annotation, molecular function: protein binding. Gene Ontology annotation, cellular component: cytoplasm; anaphase-promoting complex. Gene Ontology annotation, biological process: anaphase-promoting complex-dependent catabolic process; positive regulation of mitotic metaphase/anaphase transition; protein ubiquitination.